AAAAAAAAAGGAAAGGGGGACCAAGGAACGCCUAUUAAAAAAUUUGAAAGGAGGUGGUGUUGGUAUCAGUAUUUGAAGAUGUUGUAUAGCUGUUGACAUAGAUGAUAGGAUUAGGUAUUAGAAAAUUAUUAGAUUAAUGCUAAAAUUUUAGUGCCUUUAGUCCUAAAAUUUGCGAAAACAAAAUAGAAAGUACGGUAACACUAUUCGUAUCCUGUAUUUGCCGGUACGACGAUAGACUGACUGUCGCAAUCAGUGGGUUGGGUCACGGUCCCAACGGGUUUUAGUGGUCCUUUUCUAAGUGCAGGAACAUGGGAAAGUUUUUGUCUAAAAUAUUUGGCAAUAAAGAAAUGAGAAUUCUUAUGCUUGGUUUAGACGCAGCAGGAAAAACAACUGUUUUAUACAAACUCAAACUAGGUCAGUCUGUUACAACAAUACCUACAGUAGGUUUCAACGUGGAAACUGUGACAUAUAAAAACGUUAGGUUUAACGUAUGGGAUGUUGGAGGGCAAGAUAAAAUCCGGCCAUUAUGGAGACAUUACUACACGGGGACACAAGGGCUCAUCUUUGUUGUGGACUGUGCUGACAGGGACAGAAUAGAUGAAGCUCGUCAGGAACUGCACAAGAUUAUCAAUGACAGAGAAAUGAGAGAUGCCAUCAUCCUAGUAUUUGCCAACAAGCAGGACCUGCCAGAAGCAAUGAAACCUCACGAAAUCCAGGAGAAACUUGGACUCACUAGAAUUCGAGACCGCAACUGGUAUGUACAACCAUCGUGUGCCACAACAGGGGAUGGACUGUACGAAGGACUCACCUGGCUCACUUCGAAUCAUAAGUCCUGAGAAGUGUAUAGAAUUGAACUGUAGCUAAGAUUUAUUUUAAAUUUCCAUUUAUUGUACAGCAUCAUUGAAAAGUGUAAAAAAAAAACAUCAAUUUUUUUUCAAAAUUUUCUUUUUGGCUUUUAGUUAAGGUGAAAGGGUAAUGAGCCUGUCUUCCUUCCCGCACGGUUCGGACACAGUGUGAAUGUGUAGGUAGCUUUGAGGCCGUAAACCUGUACAUAGCAAUAGACUAAAUUCGUUGAGGUCAAGAACGAGGCAAGCCAGAGAAUGUGGGUAAAAACAAAAGCUGAAUUUCAGUUUUACAUGUAUAGAAGUGAAUUGUUUGUGUGAGUAAAAGAGAACUGCAUGGUCUAAAACAACCUUUUAAAUUGUGUUCAUUUAGGACUUGAUUUGUAGUGCUUGCAGAAUGUUAUGUAAGUUUCAUUUUUAUACUUCUUUUUAAGAAGUAAAUAAAUAUUUUUGCAGUUAAUGUUUAAGUACUCAUGCAGAAGACUGUUUAAGCCAUAAACAAAAGUAAAUAAAUUUUGACAUGUUUUCUCUGAACUACAAAUAUGAAAGUAGUUUUAUGUAAAACUUUUUAAGCCUUAGAGGCUUUGUGGUUGAAAUUCAGUGUACUUACUGUAUAUCUCACACACACACACACAUCUUGAAUGUUUUAAAAUAUACUCUCUAUUUGUUUGCGAGUAUUGUCAAGCUUCUUUGGGGCAAAGUUUUCACAUAAAUACUGUUACAGAUAUUUAAUUCUUUACAUAGUGUUUGUUAUUUGUCUCUCAGAGUUACUCCUGGAAACACUUAAGAAACAAUGUGCCUGGGUUAGAGAAUAUCUUGUUGUUUGGAAGUUAAAAGACAUUUUGUAAUAGGCUUCAGCCGUCUUUUGUAAAGUAUCUAAGGUUUUUCAUCAUUUGUCUUUCACGCAACUUAAGGAUCAACCAUGGUACUUGCUUUUAAGUGUUAUGUUGAUGAGAAAUGGCAUUUCUCACAUCAUCUGAAAUGUUGUGGUAAAAAUCAAACUACUGAGUAGGAGCUGUUAUAAAAAUUAAUAUUAGACAUUAAUUGUAAAUUUUUCUCAUCACCCCCUUUUUUUUGCACUGAAUAAAUUUUCCCUGAAGAAUCUUGAUCUCGAUAACAGUAUAUUUGUAAUGUAGAACAUCCUCCCAUGCCCCUGUAAAAGAAAAAAGUAACAAAAUGAUUUUAGAUAUUCUGUAGGUGACCCUAAGUAACAAAAGUCCGAAGUUUGAAUAAUAAAACCUGACAAGUUACUUAAUAUUUACUACAAAUAAUUCUGAGAUGUUUUACGUGUGAGAAGGUAAUUAUAACUAUUACAGGUGUUGUGUUCUAAAAUCAAGUGAGAUUUUUUUUCUGUUGGUCAACAUACAAACUCUGCCUUUCUACGAAAAGAAUCAUAGAAGUUGAUUAACCCCCACUUUUUUAACUCUGCCUUUCUACGUAAAGAAUCUUAGAAGUUGAUUAACCCCCACUUUUUUAACUCUGCCUUUCUACGUAAAGAAUCUUAGAAGUUGAUUAACCCCCACUUUUUUAACUCUGCCUUUCUACGUAAAGAAUCUUAGAAGUUGAUUAACCCCCACUUUUUUAACUCUGCCUUUCUACGUAAAGAAUCUUAGAAGUUGAUUAACCCCCACUUUUUUCUCGGCAAAUUUCAUCAGUGUUUGUGAUUCUACGAAUAGAAAAUGAGGUUGUCAUUUUAACCUUUAUUGUACAUUUGGUACUGUUUAAAAAUUAGUUUAUCAUCAAGUUAAUAUUGUAACAAUAACAUGCUGUUGUAACACGUUACAUUGCUAUGAUGAUCUAGUUCCUUGUUUCACCUAAGAUAUUGAUUGCUGGAGAGGAUUAAAUGUUCUUUGUUUAGUUGGUGAAAGAAAAUAGCUGUGACAGACACCUGUAGAGUGUGGCAUAGUUAUCCAUGUAGUUGUGGGUAAGUAUGGAUAACACUAC
This is a messenger RNA of Limulus polyphemus (Atlantic horseshoe crab), 2786 nucleotides long. Its product is annotated as ADP-ribosylation factor 6-like. The transcript is spliced from 5 exons. The record is from RefSeq and is a predicted model, not a curated record. Bases 309 to 836 code for a protein of 175 amino acids. NCBI's taxonomy places the organism in Eukaryota, Metazoa, Arthropoda, Merostomata, Xiphosura, Limulidae. Gene Ontology annotation, biological process: vesicle-mediated transport; intracellular protein transport. Gene Ontology annotation, cellular component: cytoplasm. Gene Ontology annotation, molecular function: GTPase activity; GTP binding.